AUGCUGUGCCUUCUGCUCUCCAGGCUGCCAGCUAGGAUGUGGGGCAGGAUUUCGGAGAAGCAGGUGAAUGGGGUAGUCCCUGGGGGCCUGGGGCACAGGUUUAUGGCACACAACAGUCAGACCCCUUCCCCAUGUCUUAUUCAGAGACUUGACCACAUCGUGAUGACAGUAAAGAGUAUCAAAGACAUCACCAUGUUUUAUUCCAAGAUUCUGGGCAUGGAGAUCAUAACAUUCAAGGGAGAUAGGAAGGCAUUGUGUUUUGGAGACCAGAAAUUUAACCUUCAUGAAGUGGGAAAGGAAUUUGAACCUAAAGCUGCUCACCCAGUUCCUGGCUCCCGACCUUUGGAGAAAAUGAUCCAACACCUCAAGGCUUGUGAUGUUCCCAUUGAGGAGGGUCCAGUCCCCAGAACUGGGGCAAAAGGGCCCAUUAUGUCCAUCUACUUCCGAUACCCUGACAGAAACCUGAUUGAGGUGUCCAACUAUAUUUCCUGUGAUUGA
This is a messenger RNA of Phyllostomus hastatus (greater spear-nosed bat), 498 nucleotides long. It is a transcript of the gene GLOD5, whose product is annotated as glyoxalase domain containing 5. NCBI's taxonomy places the organism in Eukaryota, Metazoa, Chordata, Mammalia, Chiroptera, Phyllostomidae. The record is from RefSeq and is a predicted model, not a curated record.